This is a messenger RNA of Suhomyces tanzawaensis NRRL Y-17324, 486 nucleotides long. RefSeq lists its product as uncharacterized. Bases 1 to 486 code for a protein of 161 amino acids. Lineage: Eukaryota; Fungi; Ascomycota; Pichiomycetes; Serinales; Debaryomycetaceae. The record is from RefSeq and is a predicted model, not a curated record. The transcript is spliced from 2 exons.
AUGUUCGUUUCCAAUCCCGUCAAACUUGCUGCCAGAAGACCAGUGGCUUCCACCAAAUCACUUCUGCUCUUGCUCGGAACGACUCUCUCUACCGCACUUGUGUUCCGCUCGGUGCCUUCCAUCUCCAACGACGUGGCCCAGCUUCCAUCCCACGAUUUGCACUCCAAUGUGUCUGUUUCCCAAAAAGUGCCUGUCAAGUCCAGAUUUGGCGGCCAGCUCAACUACGAGGAAUUGACCAUCGGGUCCAUCACCGGACUCUUCUUGGGAGUCAUUGCUGGCAAGCUCUCCUCAGUAUUUGCCCUUUUGGCGCUCUCCUCAUACUUCUUGGUGCAAUUCCUCGAGUCCAGAAACAUCAUCCAUGUUCCAUGGAACUCAAUUGUGCAAUUGGGCAAAGAGAGAAUCAAUUUGAAGCAAUUGGUGUUUGAGAAGCCCAGUUUCAAGUUUUCGUUUGCGCUUGCAUUCUUGAUAGCUGCCUUUAACAUAUAG